AUGUCUUCCCAACAACCCGCAGAGAAUUCGGCUCCCAAGACGCAGCGAUAUUGUCUAACGGCGAACAUCGAAGGAUUGAGGACCGAGAGGGUGAUUACCCUUGAGAAUGCUGCUGACCUCAAGCUGUGGAAAUCCCUAAUUUCUUUCAGGCUCCAGUCCCUCGAUUGCCAGGACCUCAUUCGUGGAGAUCUGGCCCGCCCUAAACCAGAAGAUAAAGGUUAUGCAGAUUGGGGGUACUGCUCGAUUGUCAUUGGCAACUGGAUCUGCAACCAGGUGUCCACCAGCGUCAAACGUCGUUUGGAAAAUAGAGGGGUUGGGGAGGGAAAAGGCAUGUUUGCCGAUGACCUCAUGGACAAGAUUGAGAAAAUCGUUCUGGGAGAUAGCUCUGCCCAAAGUAUUCUCGAGAGAUUGAUACCAUUCUGGGGCAUUGACUACGAGGAAUGCGACUCCGUUGAAGAGUUUAUCCGCGAAGUCUACAACGAGAUGCAAGCUUUUCACGACUUGAAAGCCCCUCUUCCUUGGAUAAUUGCUCUUGCAAAAGUCCUAGAUCCCCUCGAAGACGACCUGCCCUCGGUUGCACUCAUACGAGAUGAGCUUAAGGAAAUUCCAGCCGAUGAGCUUACGAGAGAGAAGUUCCUCAUAUUGUCCGAAAGGCUAAAGAUCGAGGCGGAGAUGAAGGGAAUCUGA
This is a messenger RNA of Penicillium brevicompactum, 687 nucleotides long. RefSeq lists its product as uncharacterized. NCBI's taxonomy places the organism in Eukaryota, Fungi, Ascomycota, Eurotiomycetes, Eurotiales, Aspergillaceae. The record is from RefSeq and is a predicted model, not a curated record. Bases 1 to 687 code for a protein of 228 amino acids. The transcript has a single exon.